Molecule: messenger RNA, 1287 nt
Organism: Carya illinoinensis
Lineage: Eukaryota; Viridiplantae; Streptophyta; Magnoliopsida; Fagales; Juglandaceae
Product: protein FD
Exons: 3
Coding region: 253-1062 (269 amino acids)
Biological process (GO): positive regulation of DNA-templated transcription
Cellular component (GO): nucleus
Molecular function (GO): DNA-binding transcription factor activity
Source: RefSeq, a predicted model, not a curated record
UCAGCCACAAAGUACCAGUAAUGGGUACACAAUUUUCUGCAGUGUCCACUUAACUCAUUUAGAAAUCUGAAAUCCACCCCCAACCUUAUAGAGGCAGCCCCCACAACCGCUUCAAUUCCCACAAUGCAAAAGACAUGCAUUUUCCUUAGCCAUGACCAACAUUCAAACGUUUAGCGGCAGCACACUGCCUCAGAGCUCCGUCUUCUUCAUUCCCUCCCCACUGCUGUGUCUGUUUUUUCUUUUUAGCACCAAAUGUUGUCUUCAACUGCCCGUACUUCCGAAGAAACUAGCUUGAACAAAACCAUAAACCUUAACAGAGUCUCAUCUUCGUCCUCUAAAUCACUUUCAUCCACAUCUUCUUCUUCAACGCCUUCGCCAUUUUCACCCUCAUCCUUCUGCCAAACUGCAAGAUUAAACCCCAAAACCAUGGAAGAGGUCUGGAAGGACAUCAAUCUGGCUUCCCUUCAAGACCAAGAAACCACCCCAAGAUUCCACCAACGUCCUCACUCAACCUCCAACUUCCGCAACGUUAUCCUCCAGGACUUCCUUGCUCGACCUUUUAGCAAAGACCCACCUCCCAGCAUGGUCUCUACAGCUACAGAGACCUCUCUCUACGGCUCCGCAUCUUUGGUUCCGCCUCCGGCCACGGUUUUGAGCUUGAACUCGGGUUCUGAAUUUCAUUUUCUGGAUAACACGGACCCACUAAUGAGGCCUGACUCUCAUUUACUGUCGCAUCCCAUCUCUAAUGUCUCUUCUUUCAGUAGCAGAUUUGAGGCUUUGGCAUCCACUACUGGCGUGCCUUCUUUUGGGCAGAAGAGGGUUCAGGAAUCUGAUAGUAGCUCGGGGGAUCGGCGGCAUAAGCGUAUGAUCAAGAACCGAGAGUCGGCCGCUCGAUCGAGAGCUAGAAAACAGGCCUACACAAACGAGUUGGAACUUGAAGUUGCUCACUUGAUGGAAGAGAAUGCAAGACUCAAGAAACAGCAAGAGCAGUUAAGAUUGGCUGCAGCUACCCAGCUUCGCAAAAAGAACUCGCUCCAGCGAACGUUAACGGCUCCAUUUUGAGAACACACUCGGUGCUUUCCUUUUAACAAGUCCCUCUCUUUUGCAUCCGCGCUGACCCUUGUUUGCUAGAGAGAAUAGAGAGUAGUAUCUAAGGGUUUUUAAUUCUUUUCUUCUGCUGGCUGUUCCUCUACUCAAUACCGUAGUGGUUUAAGGAAAGAAUGGAUGUAUGAAAAUAGUGUCUAAUUUUGAAUUCCUAACAAGAAGGAACUUUGUUUCGUUUGUUUA